AUGUCAUCAAUACAAGAACAAUAUCAAGCAGACAUUUUAUCUCUUCGUUCAGAAUUAACAAAAUUAGAAUCAAAAAGAAACGAUUUAUUACUAAAACUACUUGAAUAUCGCCCAGUUGUUCAUGAAUAUACUUCUGCUAAAGCUCCGCAAGAUUUAAAACCAAUUGAAAGCGAAUGGAACAUUGAAAAGCUAUACCGUUUAUCAGGUAUCACAUUUUUCGUCCCCUCUGAUCCUGAAAAAUAUGUUCCUCUUAAAAAAAAGCCAUUUCAUAAACUUGUAGGGGCAAGAAUUGAUCUUUUUCAUCAAGGCGUAUUUCUGAAGCCACACUAUUUGAUCUUUCGUCUAGAUAAUGGAUUAUCAUUAUAUAAACAUACUAUACCGAACUUUAUUGAUAUAGAUUUAUUGGCAAAAAAGUGGUUAAACAAAGAGACAAAUACAUUUCUUUGUUUAAUACGUAGACAAUUACUUUAUCAUGCAAUCCGCUCUGCUCAUAUUCGUGAACUAGAAAACAUAUUUUCAAACUCAACUAUCCUCUGCGAUCCAGCCGCAGCAUUUAUGGAAAUAAAGAACAAAAAAUAUACAAUAAUUAUCAAGUUUGGAAACACAAAUAUCGAAAAAACAAUGAUUAAAAAUUCAAAAGGAGAAAGAAUUGUAGAGUUAGAAAAAAAACUAAUUAAAAAAGGCCCUAGUAUUAUUCAUCAUCUUCUAGAAUAA
Pneumocystis jirovecii RU7 is the source of this 714-nucleotide messenger RNA. RefSeq lists its product as uncharacterized. The record is from RefSeq and is a predicted model, not a curated record. Gene Ontology annotation, cellular component: Mis6-Sim4 complex; kinetochore. The transcript is spliced from 5 exons. NCBI's taxonomy places the organism in Eukaryota, Fungi, Ascomycota, Pneumocystomycetes, Pneumocystales, Pneumocystaceae. The coding region runs from base 1 to 714 and encodes 237 amino acids.